UUGACUUCACGAUCGUAAACUAGUGGUUGAAAUUAGAUGGUAUUAUUACUUUUCCGGCGCUGAUGUCUGUUUUGGAAAGGUGACGGUGUCGCUGUUUCGCCAGUGACUGGCUUUUUUUGCAAACCAGCUAUUCGAAUUUCUGUUUUUUACUGUGCCGGUACGGUGGCCGAGGAGGUUCGAGUGCGGCGGAAGUACCCGGAGGGUGGGUGUGCGCGCAAGGCCGCAGCCAGAGGUGCACGUGGCGCCGGUAGGACAGAGUAUGUCUUUUCGAGGCGGAGGUCGUGGAGGAUUUAAUCGAGGUGGUGGAGGUGGCGGCUUCAACCGUGGAGGCAGCAGCAACAAUCACUUCCGAGGGGGAGGCGGCGGCAAUUUCAGAGGAGGCGGCAGAGGAGGAUUUGGUCGAGGGGGUGGCCGCGGAGGCUUUAACAAAGGCCAAGACCAAGGACCUCCAGAACGUGUAGUUUUAUUAGGAGAGUUCCUGCAUCCCUGUGAAGAUGACAUAGUUUGUAAAUGUACCACAGAUGAAAAUAAGGUGCCUUAUUUCAACGCUCCUGUUUAUUUAGAAAACAAAGAACAAAUUGGAAAAGUGGAUGAAAUAUUUGGACAGCUUAGAGAUUUUUAUUUUUCAGUUAAAUUGUCAGAAAACAUGAAGGCAUCAUCCUUUAAAAAACUACAGAAGUUUUACAUAGACCCAUAUAAGCUGCUGCCACUGCAGAGGUUUUUGCCUCGACCUCCAGGUGAAAAAGGACCUCCAAGAGGCGGUGGCAGGGGAGGUCGAGGUGGAGGAGGUAGAGGAGGAGGUGGCAGAGGUGGAGGUAGAGGAGGUGGUUUUAGAGGUGGAAGAGGAGGUGGAGGUGGGGGCUUCAGAGGAGGAAGAGGGGGUGGUGGUUUCAGAGGUAGAGGACAUUAAGUGUAAUAGUUGACAGACCACCGGUUGACUUCUGCAUUAACCUGCAUGAUCUACUUCUGUGGAUUGGGAACUUGCUUCUUGAUCAAGUCUUGAAGAUCUGGUCAUUUUAUGACAGUGGAGCUAAAAAUGUCAACGACAUGCAAAAAUGACUGUAACAGAAUUGUCAGUUUUGCUCUAACAGAGCAUGAGCAAGUCUUUUAAUAUUUUGUAUAGUGCCUGGCACUCUGUGGGUGCUUAAUAAAUGGACAGGAGUUUUCAUUUGAAGCAUAUUUGAGUUUUUAAAAUAAAAUGUAUAUUCCUUUAA
This is a messenger RNA of Cynocephalus volans (Philippine flying lemur), 1214 nucleotides long. RefSeq names its product GAR1 ribonucleoprotein (gene GAR1). Gene Ontology annotation, cellular component: box H/ACA snoRNP complex. The transcript is spliced from 7 exons. NCBI's taxonomy places the organism in Eukaryota, Metazoa, Chordata, Mammalia, Dermoptera, Cynocephalidae. Gene Ontology annotation, biological process: snoRNA guided rRNA pseudouridine synthesis; ribosome biogenesis. Bases 260 to 910 code for a protein of 216 amino acids. Gene Ontology annotation, molecular function: box H/ACA snoRNA binding. The record is from RefSeq and is a predicted model, not a curated record.